GCAAACACUAUAGUCAUUCAUGUAUUAGCAGAAAAUCCAUAUGCUGAGUAUAUGGGUGAUAUUAAUUGUAAGUAUUGUUAAACAAAAGAUAAAAAAGGUUGUUUAUACAAUUAGAAGGAUAAUCAAUACUAAACUGAAUCAUAAGCUACAAGAUUAGAAAUUAAAACAGGUACAUAUGAAAAAUAAGUAUCACUAUCUAAAAUUUUUAGUUAAUUAACAAUAUUCUUAAAGGUUUAAGUAGAGUAAUUACUGUCCUAAUAAGUGGAAGACCAAUGCUUAUAGAGGAUCCAUUAACUUUUAGUGAUGCUUUUAUAGCAGCUUGGCUUCCAGGUACUACAGGUGGUGAAGCUAUUGUAAAGUCGAUUUUUGGUGAAUAUGGAUUUGGAGGAACAAAUAACUCCUUCAAUAAAUUACCAUCCCCUUGGAUUUCUACUUUAGAUUCUAUUAAAGAUUAUCCAAAGUAUGAUUCUGCUACUACACCUAAAAUUGAAGAUCCUAGAUUUAAUACAGGAUUUGGACUUGAAACAACUUCAAUGAAUUAUUCAAAUUUAGAAUGA
Messenger RNA from Paramecium primaurelia, 557 nucleotides. Lineage: Eukaryota; Ciliophora; Oligohymenophorea; Peniculida; Parameciidae. The record is from the annotation of a GenBank genome assembly.